AUGUUAUUCAAGCGGUCGUUCUUUCUUCUGGCCUGCACAGCAGCUACAACUAGCGCUUUCGCCCCUCCUGCAACCAACAACAAUGUGAUGCAAACCAUGAGAUUUUCUACCGAGACGCAAGCCGAAGCCACCUCCCAAAAAGAAGCUGAAGCUGAAUUGUCUCCUGAAUACAGCGCCGCCUUUCAAAAGGCUGAAGCUACAGUCUCGGCAGUCUUGAAGGAUACCAAACCUGAAAUGCUCCCAGGACUUGUGCACUUUUGCAAGGAAUAUUUGACGGCUCAUCAGGUUUCCAAUGCCAAGAACAAAGACGAGAAGAGCAGUCCAGAGCAAGCGCUGAACCGAAUUUUGGAGGGUGUUCAAUAUGGAUUCAAGUUUGGAAUGGGACCUGAAAAAUUUGCCUUCGGAGUUACCCACGAAGCUCUGAGAGGAGAUGCCGUAAAAGAAGAUGGCAAUACGAUUGACUUUUACGAAUGGGGAACUGAAUUCUUCCGGGGUUUGAUUGACAAGGAAGAUUCCAAGAUUAUGGGAAUGGAUAACUUGAAACAAGCUUUGGAACGAGCAGACAAGGGAGAAAAUGUUGUCUUCUUUGCCAACCAUCAAUCGGAGGCCGACCCACAAGUAGUCUCUAUUUUGCUAGAACGUGCUGGACUGGCCAAGGACGCCGAAAAGUUCUACUACGUUGCUGGACACAAGGUUACCACUGAUCCUUUGGCCAUUCCUUUCUCUAUGGGACGCAACCUCAUUUGCAUUCAUUCCAAGAAGCACAUUGAUGCCGAUCCAGAAACCAAGGGUGUCAAGAAUCGUCAAAACUUGUCCGCCAUGGGGGGAAUGUUGGACCGACUCAAAAAGGGAGGGUGCAUUUUGUGGGUAGCUCCAUCUGGUGGUCGCGAUCGACGGGACUUGGAAAGUGGAAAGACUCCCAUGGCUCCUUUUGAUUCCAAGACGUUGGACAUGUUCCGUCUGAUGGGAUCCAAGAGCAAGAAGCCAACACACUACUACCCAUUCGCCAUGGUCACCUAUGAGGUAUGCCCUCCUCCGGAUUUUGUCGAGGCCGGUGUUGGUGAAAAGCGAAACUUCCGAUUCACACCCGUUGGAAUCAACGUGGGAGAAGAAAUUCCUUCAGAGGGAGGACUAGAGAAGAGACAGCAAUUCAACGAGAAGUGCUGCGCCUCGGCUCAAGAGGAGUACAUCAAGCUUCGGGAAUCUAUUUUUCCUGGCACCGCCCCUGAUCUAGAAUAA
Messenger RNA from Cylindrotheca closterium, 1239 nucleotides. Lineage: Eukaryota; Bacillariophyta; Bacillariophyceae; Bacillariales; Bacillariaceae. The record is from the annotation of a GenBank genome assembly.